GUGUUGUCCUGUUUAGUUCAGAUAGCCUCUGUGCGGCGCUCUCUCUUCAACAAUGCGGAGCGAGCGAAGUUCCUCUCUCACCUGGUGGACGGAGUGAAGAGGAUACUGGUGAACCCACAGUGUUUGCCGGACCCGAAUAACUACCACGAGUUCUGCCGGCUGCUGGCGAGGCUGAAGAGCAACUAUCAGCUGGGGGAACUGGUCAAAGUGGAGAACUACCCGGAGGUGAUCCGCCUCAUCGCUAACUUCACCGUCACCAGUCUGCAGCACUGGGAGUUUGCCCCCAACAGUGUUCACUACCUGCUGAGCUUAUGGCAGCGUCUGGCCGCCUCCGUGCCGUACGUUAAAGCCACCGAGCCUCACCUGCUGGAGACCUACACACCUGAGGUCACCAAGGCUUACAUCACAUCGCGGCUGGAGUCCGUGCACGUCAUCCUCAGAGAUGGGCUGGAGGACCCUCUGGACGACGCGGGGCUCGUGCAGCAGCAGCUCGACCAGCUGUCCACCAUCGGGCGCUGCGAGUACGAGAAGACGUGCGCGCUGCUGGUGCAGCUGUUCGACCAGGCGGCGCAGAGCUACCAGGAACUGCUGCAGAGCACCAACUCCAGCUCAGCAGAUAUCACCGUGCAGGAGGGUCGGUUGACGUGGUUGGUUUACAUCAUCGGGGCGGUGAUCGGGGGGCGGGUGUCGUUCGCCAGCACAGACGAGCAGGACGCCAUGGACGGAGAGUUAGUCUGUCGGGUGCUGCAGCUGAUGAACCUGACGGACUCUCGACUCGCUCAGGCGGGAAACGAGCGGCUGGAGCUCGCCAUGCUCAGCUUCUUCGAGCAGUUCAGGAAGAUCUACAUCGGAGACCAGGUGCAGAAAUCAUCCAAGGUACGACGACUCACUGAACGACCU
Notothenia coriiceps (black rockcod) is the source of this 900-nucleotide messenger RNA. Its product is annotated as exportin-7-like. Gene Ontology annotation, biological process: protein export from nucleus. The annotation marks the transcript as partial. Gene Ontology annotation, molecular function: nuclear export signal receptor activity. Gene Ontology annotation, cellular component: cytoplasm; nuclear pore. The record is from RefSeq and is a predicted model, not a curated record. The transcript is spliced from 6 exons. NCBI's taxonomy places the organism in Eukaryota, Metazoa, Chordata, Actinopteri, Perciformes, Nototheniidae.